Molecule: messenger RNA, 2869 nt
Organism: Brassica rapa (field mustard)
Lineage: Eukaryota; Viridiplantae; Streptophyta; Magnoliopsida; Brassicales; Brassicaceae
Product: serine/threonine-protein phosphatase 6 regulatory subunit 3
Molecular function (GO): protein phosphatase regulator activity; protein phosphatase binding
Source: RefSeq, a predicted model, not a curated record
UUUUAUUAUAAUAAUAAAUAAAUGUCCAUCUCCCGAGAUUAGUUUUUAUUUUGGAUCCUUUCUAAAGUUGAUUUGUGCCUCUCCUUGGAAAUUAGGGUUUCUUCUCCUUCUUGUGGCGAUUUAGUGAUUUGAGUGUAGAGAGAUCCGAUUAGCUCGUCGUCUUCGUCAUCAAUCAGCCACCAUGUUCUGGAAGUUGACUGCUCUCUCUGCUGCGUCCCCGGUCGAGUCCAUAUUAGACAAAGAAGACUUCACUCUCGAAGAACUCCUGGAUGAGGAAGACAUUAUCCAAGAAUGCAGAGCUUUGAACAGCCGUCUCAUUAAUUUUUUGAGAGAAAGAGCUCAAGUGGAACAGUUAUUACGUUUUAUUGUUGAAGAAUCUCCAGAGGAUGCUGAUAGCAAGCGUGCUUUCAAGUUUCCUUUCAUUUCCUCUGAAGUCUUGACUUGCGAGAUUGAUGUCAUUUUGAAGACUUUAGUCGAGGAGGAGGAGCUAAUGGACCUGCUCUUCUCUUUUUUGGAACCAAACCGUUCCCACAGCGUAAUGCUAGCUGGGUAUUUCAGCAAGGUUGUCAUAUGCCUCAUGUUGAGGAAGACUGUCCCACUGAUGAAUUAUGUAAAAUACCAUCUACAGGCCCAUCAGAAUGUUUUCCAGCAACUUGUUGAUUUGAUCGGGAUUACGUCCAUUAUGGAGGUUCUAGUUCGGUUGGUUGGUGCGGAUGAUCAUGUGUAUCCCAACCACGGGGAUGUGAUGCAAUGGUUAGCUGACAGCAAUCUGCUUGAAAUGAUCGUUGAUAAGCUUAGCCCAUCAAAUUCUCUCGAAGUUCAUGGAAAUGCUGCUGAGACACUCUGCACUAUUGCUCAAAAUGCACCAUCACCUUUGGCUACGAAACUCUCUAGCUCAAGUUUUGUUGCAAGGAUAUUUGGUCAUGCUUUUGGAGAUCCUCAGUCCAAAUCUAGCCUUGUCCACACACUCUCUGUGUGCAUUUCGCUGUUAAGCCCAAGAAGAUCUUUGGUUUCUUCUCCCUUUAUGUAUUCAUUCAGGGGCCAACAAAUCUUUGAGUCUCCAAUUUCUGUGAAUCCGGAGACGAUUGCCACCAUGCUGCCUAGACUUGGUGACUUUGUCGCACUUUUGAACGUGACAUCUGAUGAAAAGGUGUUACCUACAAGCUAUGGGCAGUUGAGGCCUCCCCUUGGCAGUCAGCGUUUGAAGAUUGUGGAGUUCAUUGCUGUCUUACUGAAAACCCGAAGUGAAGCUACAGGAAAAGUACUAGCUACCUCAGGAGCUGUUAGACGAGUCCUUGAUUUGUUCUUCGAGUACCCAUAUAAUAAUGCACUGCACCAUCAGGUAGAGAGUAUACUAGUAUCGUGUUUGGAGAGCAAAUACGAGGAGAUGAUUGACCAUCUUCUCCGUGAGUGUGACUUGAUUGGAAAAAUUCUUAAAAUAGAGAAACAGCCAAUCCUUUCUGGUGAUAACCAGCCAACGAUACCUGCUGCUGGAAAGCAGGCUCCGCGGGUAGGAAAUAUCGGUCAUAUCUCAAGAAUUUCAAACAAGCUUGUUCAGCUGUCAACUAACAGUAACUCGAUAAAGACUUUACUUGAGGAACAUAACGAAUGGGGCGAGUGGGAAGCUAAUACAUUGCAUGACCGAAACACGGUUGAGAAUGUUUAUCGCUGGGUUUGUGGACGCCCAACUGCAUUACAUGAUAGGACUAGGGACAGUGACGAUGACAAAGUUCACGACAGGGAUUAUGACCUUGCUGGUUUGGCUAAUAACUUGAACCAGUUUAGAUACAACAUGCAAGAGAAUAAUGGUGCUGAGGAGGAGCAUGGUUCCAAUGACAGAGACGAAGAGGAUGUCUACUUUGAUGACGAGUCUGCUGAAGUUGUUGUAUCAUCUCUAAGGCUUGGUGAUGAACAGGCCAACAAUUUAUUCGCAAACUCGAACUGGUUCACUUUCCAAGGAGAUGAGUUGGGUGAGAACACAGGAGCAGGGGGGAUUCCUUCGGAGGAAGCAAUGGAAGAUGUAAGCUUGGAUGAAACUUCCGGUAAUGGAGAUGAAGAAGACUGUUUGAUUACGGAAAGCAAGAACCCUUUUGUGGCCACAGCUUCAACCUCAGAAGCAGUCUCUGUAGACAGCAUACCUGGAGGUAUCGAGAUCGAUGAAGAUGUGGUUUCGGAUGAUUCGUCACCCGAAAGGGUUGAACGUGGAGAUGCUUCUUCUCCCACUGCACAGGUCAAAGAUCCGUUUCCUGAAGAUGACGUCAAGAUGCCUGAUGUGAGAGUCCCAAACGGUUCUUCAUCCUCAGAAGGUGAGAUUAGCCCGAGAUCACCGCCUGUGCCUUCAUUGUUUGAAAAAGACGUUGAGUUCGUGGGCGUGGAGCCAGAAGGAACCGAGAGGGCAAUGGAUCAAGCUCUCAAGGAAGGGAUAGUGGGAGAAGCAGGGCCAAUGAAGAGGAGCAGCACCACAGCUUCUCCGGGAAAGGAGAGCUCUGAUGAGAAUAUGCAGCAGGAGUACAACGACACUAACUACUGGAAGAUCGAUCAGGAGGUGGCCGUGGUUGAAUGAUGAUGUGGGCAUAUCGUUGUCUGCAGGACUACCUAGCAGAAAGGGAAGCUGGACAGGUGAACGUUGUUAUUGAUCGAGCCCGUGAAGCAGUGGCGGGAAUGAGUGACGUCUAAAUGGGGAUCAGUUCUGAAGGAUAUGUCCUUGUAUCCGGUUUGAAUAAUUAUUUUACAUGCAUAUAUAUAUGUGUGUGACUUUUGAGGUUGAAAUUAGCAAACAAAUAUGGAUUUACCUUUUGUUUUUGAAAUCUUUGAAAUAUGUAACUAAAACUGAUUUAGUUUUUAAAGCAAUGGAUUAAAAAUAUUUUUG